Molecule: messenger RNA, 3587 nt
Organism: Cryptotermes secundus
Lineage: Eukaryota; Metazoa; Arthropoda; Insecta; Blattodea; Kalotermitidae
Gene: Rnb
Exons: 13
Coding region: 392-3496 (1034 amino acids)
Biological process (GO): anatomical structure morphogenesis
Cellular component (GO): cytosol
Molecular function (GO): protein binding
Source: RefSeq, a predicted model, not a curated record
UACAGUAGCAUAUAAAGGUGAAGCAUAAACACAAUGGAAAAGAAGUGAUUAUGAAAGAAAUGUCCGAUAUAGGUAGAAUUAUGGGCAGACAUCUAACAUUAUAUAAAACAACAAGGAUUACAGGUAUUAUUAGGCAUUUUAUUUUUACGAAGUGAUGUGACAGUACUGAAAGUAUGAGAAGAAGAAGAAGAAGAAGAAGGUGGUGAUGUAGUACGUGGAUCCAGUUUUCACCGACAUGAAUGGACUGCUUUGGUUUAUAAUUGAACUGGAAACCAUGGUCUCGACCAUCAUGAUAAGAAUAUAACAAAAAUAUUGAAUCAGAUUCGUCGACAAGUGAUACCGACAUUUAAAUUUAUCACGAAAAUUAGUUCGUGUUCAGUAGUAAUCUGUGAUGGCAUUUGGAGGAGCAAAAGAGGAAUAUAUUUUCUCAAAACUGAAAUCAUCUUCGUCGUGUGUUGUAUAUAAUGGCCUUCUAGAGUUACGAUCGAAUAUAACGAAAACGAAAGAAGGUCUUAAGACACUCAGAGAAAACAAAGUUCUGAAGUUGCUUGUGGAUUUUUUGCACAAACCAAAUGAGAAGAUACUUGAUGUGACUUUGAGUAUUUUGGGCAAUUGUUGUUUGGACAGCGACUGCAGAAAUGAAGUUGUCAGUCAUGGAAUUGUGGGCCCCCUGUCCUCAGUUAUCUAUAAUAUUGCAAGAGACAGCAUCCAGUGUCGAGCCUGUCGUUUGGUUGGAAACUUAGCCAAAGAACCUUACAUCGCUGAACAGCUCCACAUUGAAAGAAUUGCAGAUUCCAUUGUUUCUUUGUUGGUGUCUGGGUCUGGUUGUUCAACAGCUACACAACAGAUGGCAGUUAGAGCACUCAGAAUGCUGUGGAGUGUGGCAAAUCAGAGGGAGCAAAUGCUGAACUGCCAGGCGGUGCGUACUGUUGCGUUGCUGCUGCCUGUGAAUCAGGAGGUUUCUGGAGAGCAGCACUUGUUACUAGCGAUAGUUAAAGCCCUAGUAACCUUUACUAACUACCGUUCUGAAGAAUGCGCUCAGCAGGUUCAAGGAAAUGGCUCAGGUUUCAAACAUUUAGUAUGUCUGAUCGCAAACCCCAGGCUGAAAUGCUUGGUGCUGGAAUGCAUUUGCAAUCUGUGCUACUCAUCUGGCUCCAGACCUGCUCUAGGCAGUGCUGGAACUGUGGAAAUCAUACUUAUGGAACUCUUUAAUCAUCAAGAGGACAUUACAGGAUUGCAUGCUGGGAUGGUCCUGGCACUGUGUCAUCUGUGUGCUGAAUCUGUGAAUCGUGCCAAGAUACGCCGUGCCGGUGGUUUGCCGUUGAUGCUCAGAAUUGCUCGUAACCCCUCAGCAACAUCCCUUCGGUCCUUUAUUUUUGAAGCUCUGGUGCAGUUCUUGUACGACGAGGCAAGUUUGAAGGAACUUCUCAGAGAGGGCCUAGUUAACAUUUUAGUUAAUAAAGUAGCAGAUUUUGUGAAGGAAAAUGGGAGUGUGCACAGUGGAAACGGUGAACACAUGAUACCACUGGAAGGCAGAAGGAAAUGUAGCAUCUGUAAUGAUAAUGGACACUUUGCUUUUGAUAGCAAUAUUAUGCUUUCACAAGCCCUGAGAAAUGGCUGUACCUUAGCUGAAACAAGUGACGCAAGUGCAAAUACAGACCUAGAGCCAGGCGCAUCAAAGCGGAAAAAGUUCCGAGCAGACAGCCCCAGCUACCAAGCAGUGAUUCAGGAACAAGGUUGCAGUAACAGGUGUAGGUCAGAUGGGCACCGCAGAGAUCCGAGUCCAGAUUACAGUGCAGCUGGUGAUUGGAGCCCAGGAAGCCCAAGCAGUAUGUGCAUCUCUCCUGGCACUUCUCCUCCACAUUGCAGGAUAUGGACUGCCUCUCCUUCCCAUGCCUCAGUCUCUGAUGGACUGUCCCCUCCAUCCACUCCUUCUCCUUUGUCCUCAGAGGUUUAUGAUGGUGUGGAUUUCCCAGAAGUGUAUUCUCCAAUCUGCUGUGAUGCUGGUGGUGAUGAUCGUGAUGAUGAUGAUGAUGAUGAUGAUGAUGAUGAUGAUGGUGGUGGUGAUGAUGAUGACGAUUGUGUUGAUGAUGAUGACGAUAAAGAUGAAGAAGCACCUUAUGUCCUGCCUCAGGACACAAGCAAGGAUAAAGAUAGUGAGCAUGUUGCACGGAGCCCCGAGUACAAACGGCAGGAACCUAUUGAAGAUGGUGUACGUGUCUGUGACAAGGAAAUAGAUGCAGCGUUGAUCUUACUGUCCAGAGUUUCACACAUGGAGGACCCUGUAGAGGAACUGGCAACUCAGCCGACACUUUCGGCCUUGAUAGACUACAUUACAUUAAUCAGGAAUCCGCAACAGAGAGCAUCAAGUACAUUGUAUUCUAUCAUCAGGAACCACCAUUACUUCAAGUCAUUUCUGCUCCAUCGGUUUGUCCUGACCAUCCACUCUCGUCUCUGCCAGCCACAGCACUCUUCUUGCUGUACUUGCAUCUCAUUCAAGUUAUUUGGACUGUCACUGAUCUCCCAGAUUUCGAGGUUUGCUCACUCUGGAUUUGGUGAAGGAGAAUUGGCACAUCAUCUUCUUAAAGGAGAAAAAUCUGUUCAGAGGCUAGUGGCAGUAUGCAUUCCAUAUAUUGUAAGGAUGCACGCAAUACUGUGGAAGCUUAUGGUCCAAUGUGAUGCACUGAAAAGACUGCUUGAAGUACUGGACAGCAGCAGUACUGAAAAUGAUGGCCUGAGGAAGCAUGUGUCAACAAGUCUGAUACUGCUUGCUGUUGCUUUGAAUGUCCCUAAACCCCGUCACCACACCCGAAGAACUCAUAAGCGCAAAGAUAAAUAUCAAAAUCAGUUGGAGGAAACAGCUUCUGGAAGUACCACAAUAUGUUCUGAUAUGAAGGCUUCUGAGGAUGCAGUACUCUUGCAGCUAGAUGAUGGAAGUUCUGUUCAAGUUAGCAAGAAGCACCUCAGUUUGCUAUCACCAGUUUUUGAAGCUAUGUUCAGAGGCAAUUUCAAAGAAUCUCACGAGGAUUGUGUUCCACUUCCAGGAAUUUCACAUUACUCUCUUAUUAAUCUUCUUAGCAUGAAGUCCAGAUAUAUUCUUUCACAUAUGCCUGGUAUUGAUCUUAGUAAGUCACUGGAUCUCAUCGCUGUGUUGGACAGGUUCUUGGUAACAGGCAGUGAACAAGUGAUUGAAAUGAUAGUGCGUGAAUUCCUGUCUCAUAGCACAGCAGUUGAUAUUUAUGUCAGGUGUGUGGAAGCAGGCAGUGUGUCUCAUUUCCAUACAUUACGUUAUGACACUGUAAGAUAUAUGCUGACAUCAAACUCAGAACCCAACAAGAAUACUGAAAAGUUGUUUGAAGAUUUCUUACGGUGUCCAUAUAAGAAGGAACUGUUAAGAGAUAUAACAAAUAUUUUUGAAGAAAGACUCGAUCAUUUGCGGUGCAAAACUCAUCAUGAUAAGUUUAAAAAAAAUGCAAAAAUUACAAGGAAGUCUUGAGUAAUGAAAUGAUGCAGUGUGUAUAUGUAACUUUCUGUAGAUGAGAAUUGUUGUAUAGUUUUGUAUUAUAAAUAUCACCAUUUAUUCCAUA